Messenger RNA from Nilaparvata lugens (brown planthopper), 589 nucleotides. RefSeq names its product enolase-like. Gene Ontology annotation, molecular function: magnesium ion binding; phosphopyruvate hydratase activity. The record is from RefSeq and is a predicted model, not a curated record. NCBI's taxonomy places the organism in Eukaryota, Metazoa, Arthropoda, Insecta, Hemiptera, Delphacidae. Gene Ontology annotation, biological process: glycolytic process. Gene Ontology annotation, cellular component: phosphopyruvate hydratase complex.
AUGUCUAUCAAAUCGAUCAGCCGUCAAAUCUUCGACUCCAGAGGAAACCCAACUGUUGAAGUUGACCUGGUGACAGAUUUCGGUGGCCUAUUCCGUGCCGCUGUCCCGUCCGGAGCUUCGACCGGUAUCUAUGAGGCUUUGGAGCUGAGAGGAGAAGAACACUACCAUGGCAAGGGGGUGUUGAAGGCUGGACACAUUAACAACUCCAUUGCUCCAGAACUUAUCAAGCAGAAAUUCGACGUGACCCAGCAGAAGGAAAUCGACCAGUUUAUGCUGAAACUGGACGGAACUGAGAAUAAGUCAAAGUUUGGAGCCAACGCCAUUUUGGGAGUGUCUCUGGCUGUAUGCAAGGCGGGAGCUGCAAAGAAGGGGGUUCCUCUCUACAAGCACAUUGCUGAUUUGGCCUGUAACAAGGAGAUUAUCCUCCCAGUGCCAGCUUUCAAUGUAAUCAAUGGAGGCUCCCGCGGUAACAAGCUGGCUAUGCAAGAGUUCAUGAUUUUGCCUACUGGUGCCUCCUCGUUCACAGAAGCGAUGAAGAUUGGCAGUGAGGUGUACCAUCACCUGAAGAAGGUGAUCCUGAAGAAAUUCG